Molecule: messenger RNA, 1235 nt
Organism: Bufo bufo (common toad)
Lineage: Eukaryota; Metazoa; Chordata; Amphibia; Anura; Bufonidae
Gene: LRRC59
Product: leucine rich repeat containing 59
Exons: 8
Coding region: 119-1048 (309 amino acids)
Molecular function (GO): protein binding
Source: RefSeq, a predicted model, not a curated record
GGCCCGUCUCGUUGGUUUGGACAGAUUAGAUGUGACGUGGAUCAGGAAGCGGCUGCAGAUCUGCACAGAGAGGGUCGAGUGAGAACUGGUGUCGUGUCCAACGCAAGGGAAACCGAAGAUGUCACGAGCUGCUGGAAAAGCCGGAAACCUGAGAGAGAAACUGGAUGGGAAUGAGCUGGAUUUAAGCCUCAGUGAUCUGAGCGAAAUACCGGUGAAGGAGCUGGCUGCGAUUCCCAAGGCGACUGUGCUGGAUCUUUCUUGCAACAAGCUGACCACAAUACCGAGUGAAUUCUGCUCUCUCACUCACAUUGUGAGGCUGGAUCUCAGUAAGAAUAUGUUGCUCCAGCUUCCGACUGAUAUUGGCAGACUGGUGAACCUACAGCAUCUCGAUCUGCUCCAGAACCGUUUAAAAGCCCUGCCGGUCAGCUUCGCUCAGCUCAAGAGCUUGAAAUGGUUGGACUUGAAAGACAAUCCCCUGAACCCUGCCCUGGCCAAAGUAGCUGGAGACUGCCUGGACGAAAAGCAGUGUAAAGAGUCUGCGCAAAGGGUUUUGGAGUAUAUGCAAGUCAUUCAGGCGCAAAAGGAACAGGAAAUGCAGCGCAAACUUCAGCAGGAGCAAGUUCUGAAGCAGAAACGUGAGGCCGAGCAGAGGAAGAAGGAGGAGAAGGAACGGGAGCAAAAGCGCAAACACAAAGCUCAGCAGAAAGCCCGCAAGAAGAAGGACUAUGAUGCUCAGCAGGCAGCUCAGCAAGAGAAAGAGAAGGAGAAGAAGAAGAAGAAAGAACCUGCACCGUCUCAGAAUCACAAAAACUCUAGUAAGUCUGCACAGAAACAAAAACCACGGCGGAGCUCCAGGCUGGGUGUGGUGAUGCGGGUGAUCCUGUUUGUCUUCAUCACGCUCCUGGGAAGUGUGGUAGCGUGCCGCUACACUCAGCUGCAGAGUCAGAGCAUGUGCGCCAGCGUCAACGCAGUGUAUGACGACACCGUGAGAACUCUGAGGAGCUCCCAAAUGCUGGAGAGUGUCCUCCGGCUUGCUUCUCGACAGUAACGGCUAAAGACAUUUAUGAAGAAAAGGGUUAUUCCUUCCUGAGGGUGUUUGCAGUCUGGGGGGCUCCUCCAUGCUGUUUUAACUUUUUUUUUUGUUUUAUAUAUUUAAUAAGACUUUACCAAUUCCGUUCAUCUGAUGUCUUAAAGAGGAUCUUCGUUACACCUGGCGUGUGGGGGGGAAUACUGUA